CCGACAUUGCGCACCGCCACAGAUGUAUCUGCGGCAAUUGACUUCUGUGGCUGAACGUUCGAAGAGAUAGACGUUGGUUUGUGAUAUGGUGAAGUAGAGCAUACGCAAAGAUCAUACCAAGCCUCACCACCAUGCCACAAACCCUGCACAGAUUCGGCUUCAACUCAGAUGCGCCAACCCUCAAAAUUACCAGCCCGACACUUGUUGACAGCAGCACUCAAAUCAACAUCGUGUGGACAUCAUGGUGCGAUCUGAUCUACACAACUACCAAUGCUGACAAUACGCGCUCCAUAACCUAUACCGGAACAAGUCUCAACACCACUCAGCAGCAAGAAUUGACUUCCCUUACUUCCAACAUCAACCAAGCUCUCGCAAACCCAACAUGCCAACUAUAUUUCUUCGGGAACACCAUGUACGACGGUGUACGAGGCUAUAUUUGCGAUGGCAAGAUCACGGUCUUUGGUACACCCGCCGAGGAGGCUGCACUGAGGAGUCAGUACCAUGAUAUCGAAUUUUGGACUUUUCCACCACCUCUCGCUGAGAUCAGGAUGUGCAGCGACAACUCCCUCUUCCUCACUUCCAAACCCGAACCGUACGAAACAGGCAGCAUUAGCAAUGUUACAAACCUUCACGCCGUCAAAGCCCACUGCACCUGCACCACACCCAUAGACCAGCGCGCCUCUUUCGCCCCAACCCAACUCGUUACAAACGCAACAACAACCACAGCCCUCUCCCCCUCCGGUCUUGUCUACACACUUACAACCGACCCCCGAUACCCCUCCUGCCUAGGCCGUCCCUAUACAGGCACAUCUUCCUUCGAGCCUGUACCCUACCUCUCAGAAACACGCAUCACCAAGAUAGCAUCGGGAGGCUACAUGACCGCAGCCAUCAGCGAAGACGGGGAAUUGUUCUUGUGGGGUCAGGCAAACCCGGGCACAGCAGAGGAGUUGGGUGUGCUGCAUAGGCUAGACUAUGAUUCUGACGCUGCAAUGAAAAGAGAAACGGUCAUUUGGGGCGAUACUGUGCAGGACGAGAAUGUCAAGUGUCUCAACAUACACAUCGAUGGACGAGAUGCAAUAGCAUAUGACGUUGCCAUAGGGUUCGGCCACAUGCUUGUUGCUGCGAAAGGUGAGGAUGAGGAGCAUGUGGUGUUUUCCGCUGGGUGUGGGGCCGAGGGUCAGCUGGGUAUAGGCAGAGCUGAUGACUUUCUGCAGGAGUCUGAGGAAGUGGUGGCUGUGAGAGGCAAGCGCGUCAUACAGCUGGCAGCAGCAGGAUGGUCCAGCUUUGUGGUCACAGAAGAGUAAUCGAAGUGUAGGUAAAUGCUCAAAUUGAAGAGAUAGGCAAUUAGGAUAUC
This is a messenger RNA of Macroventuria anomochaeta, 1354 nucleotides long. RefSeq lists its product as uncharacterized. The record is from RefSeq and is a predicted model, not a curated record. The transcript has a single exon. Bases 132 to 1304 code for a protein of 390 amino acids. NCBI's taxonomy places the organism in Eukaryota, Fungi, Ascomycota, Dothideomycetes, Pleosporales, Didymellaceae.